UGACAAUUUGUGAGAACUCAAGGGGAAAUUACUUGUCUGCUGUGUUGUGUCUGCCUCCUGCUUCCGUCUUCUCACAACUCUCUUGAUUUUUUCUAACCAGGAGAAGUUCCUAAUCCUCUCUGUCUGUCUAUUUCUCAUUCCGUCGCUAUCCUCAGGCAAUGGUUGGCUUCUUUCUAUUAGGAACCUUUAUGUUGUACUGUGUGGGACAGAUCCAAAUUCAAGGGGUCCCCCAAAUAUGUGUGUCCCAGCCCUCAUGUUCAGCUUGCCUGAGGAGCCCUGGAUGUGCCUGGUGCAAACACAAGGACUUCCUGAAGUCUGGGGAGUCCACUGAGCGGAGGUGUGACACUGCUGAGUCUCUGAGGACCAGGCGCUGUGAGCAGACAGACAUCAUCAACCCCCAAUCAGAAUUGGUCUUCCUAAAGAACAAUGAGCUCAGCAGCGACCCAGACAGCGUGGUCCAGCUUAAGCCACAAAACCUCCUCUUCAAACUCAGAGUCGGAGUCCCUCAGACCUUCAGUGUGUCAUUCAAGAGAGCCGAGGGCUACCCCAUAGACCUGUACUACCUGAUGGAUCUGUCCUUCUCCAUGAGGGACGACCUGGAUACCAUCAAGAAUCUGGGCCAGGAAAUCCUCUCUACGCUAAAAAACGUCACCAAGAAGGUCCGCAUAGGCUUUGGCUCGUUUGUGGACAAGGUGGCUCUGCCGUAUGUCAGCCAGGUUAAGGACAAGAAGAACAACCCCUGCCCCAGCCGCCUGUACACCUGUCAACCUGCCUUCAGCUUCCAGAACAUUCUGGGACUAACCCAAGACGUGGCCGAGUUCAAGACCAGGGUCAGCAACCAGAUCAUCUCUGGAAACCUGGACUCCCCCGAGUCUGGCUUUGACGCCAUCAUGCAGGCAGCUGUCUGCCAGGGUGUGAUUGGUUGGAACAAUGUCACCCGGAUCCUGGUUUACACGUCAGAUGACACCUUCCACAUUGCCGGGGACGGCAGGCUGGCUGGGAUAUUCGAACCUAAUGAUGGGAAGUGUCAUCUCAAUGGCAGCGGCUUUUACGAUGGCACUAAAUAUGACUACCCAUCGGUUGGCCAGCUCGCCAGGGUCCUGGCAGCCAAUAACAUCCAGCUCAUCUUUGCUGUCACCGAAGACAGUGUUGCUGCCUACAAGGCAUUGAGUAAACUAAUCCCUCAGUCAGUGCUGGGAGUCCUGAAGAACGACUCAAGCAACGUGGUCCAGCUCAUCUUAGAGGCCUACAAUAACCUGUCCUCCACUAUCUUAUUGGAGCACCAUGGAGCUCCCUCAGGUCUGGACGUGACCUACAGAUCCCACUGCACCCCUGCAGAAGGGGACAACACCCCAUGGCAGAGGAAGGGCGAGUGCAUGAACGUCAAGCUCAACCAGCAGGUUGACUUCACAGUGAGUCUGAAUAUUUCAACGUCUGAAGGAGAAUGUCUGAAGGAGAAGAAGCAGUUUUUCCUCAAACUGCAGGGCAUCAGCGAGACCCUGAAGGUCUCCGUGGAAACCCUGUGUGACUGUGACUGCCAUGACAGAGAACAGCAGUCCACACACUGCAAUGAAAAGGGAACGCUCAACUGCGGAAUCUGCAGCUGUGACGAGGAUCACCUGGGUCAGAGGUGUGAGUGUGACCGGCCUAAGGACAUGAUCUCUGCUGACUCUAUGGACACAACAUGUCGCCAAGACAGCUCCUCGCUGCUAUGCAGCGGGCACGGGAGCUGUGAGUGUGGCAUAUGUGUGUGCCAGGGCACCCACCAUGAGGAUUUCUGCCAAUGUGAUGACAACAGCUGUGACCGCCACAACAACAUGCUCUGCGGUGGAAAUGGGCAGUGUGACUGUGGAACAUGUAAGUGUCAUGCCAACUACAAUGGCUCUGCGUGUGACUGUUCCACCCUCACCGACCAGUGCAGGACUGCUGGGAAGCUGUGCAAUGGCCAGGGAACAUGCCAGUGUAACCAGUGCCAGUGCAACAACGACUUCUUUGGCAUGAACUGUUCAAAGAUUGCUGAUGCAUGCGCAAAAUUCCUGGCCUGUGUGACGUGUGAAUUGGCCAAUAAGGAAAGUGACGGCCUAAAGAGUAACUGUAGCCGACCAUGUGGCUCAGUCAAGUCCACUUGGGUUGAGGGACCCCAGGAGUUCCCCUGCAGAGAAGACACCAUCUCCUACAAAGUAGAGCUGUUCCCUGACGGCAACAUCCUGGUCCUCUACGCAGAUCUGCCCCGCUCUGUUGACAAGACUUAUGUGAUCAUUGGCAGCUCGGUGUCCAGCAUCAUCUUCAUCGGCAUCGCAGUGAUCCUCAUCAGCUGGCUGAUGCUGGAGUUCCACUACCGGAGAGAGUAUGACAGCUUCCUCAAAGCAACGGAGACUGUAGUCUGGAAAAAUAUCGAAAAUCCUUUGUUCCAGGACGCCACAACCAUAGUUAUGAACCCCAUACACAUUCAAGAGGACUGAUCCAAACCCAUUCAACUCUGAAGCCAACCAACACUUUACUUCAGGAAAAUCUGUUAUAUACAGUAAUAAGCGAAAGCGGGACCAUAUACUGAUCCUAACUUCUAGAAGAGUAACCGCUUGUUCCUUUAUCCACUUUAAUUGGAAAAAUUCAACGGGCCUAUUUAUAUAAUAAAUAUGAAUUCGAAGGGCUAAAAUGAUAAAAUAAUAGAAUAUUGAAUCUCUCUAAAGGCUUCAGUCAUAUAAAAGUUAUACUUAAAUCGGAACUGGUUCUCCAGCAGAUUAGUAAGAAUGGCUCAUCCCUUGUUCAAAAUUUGCCUUUUCCCUUUGUCCAAAUUAUAACCUCUCACUUUCGGUUAUUUUAAAAUGAAAACCUCUCCAAAAUAUCCCUAUUUUUAAAACAAGCCAUAGAAAUGGUUACAAUUUCAGUUUCAUUUCAUUUAAUUCAUGUUCAGAACAAGGUUAAGGGCAGAGAAAGCUUGUUGGAUACUAAGAAAGCUUUGUUGUAGAGCGUCUAACACAUAAUCCAGGGAGGGGCCAGUUUAGAAUAAGACUGCCUCCUACUGCCUGAGCUAUGUUGUUGAUGUAAAUUGUAUAUGGGUAUACAACCAUCACAGCUCUACAGAUUUUGCUGCGAAGAGACAGAAUCAUUAGAUAAAUUGUUUUGGUACUGCUCAUAUGUAUGUAGCUUGUUUUUGGUUACAAACUCAGGAAUGGCUGAAAAAUCACAACAUUUACCUAGAACUAACUCUGCAAAUAGCACUGCUGGCUGACUUGAAAAGCCAUAGUCAAUCAAUCAAUAAUAUAAUAAUAAAAAAUGUAAUAUUUAAUUUACCAUCUGUAGAAACCAAUGGCGGUCGGUGCCGUUUAAGCUUAGGAGGACAAUAUUUUUUUACGAGCAUGGUCUUAUUUCUAUUUAAGCAAUAAGGAAUGAGGGGGGUGUUAUAUGCCUUGCAAAAGUGUUCAUCACUCCUUGAGGUUUUGGUUCAAUUUGUAAUUUAAAUUGAUUUUUAUUUGGAUUUCAUGUAAUGGACAUACACAAAAUUGUUCAAAUUGGUGAAGUGAAAUGAAAAAAACUGAAAAGUGGUGUGUGCAUAUGUAUUCACCCCCUUUACUAUGAAGCCCCUAAAUAAGAUCUGGUGCAACCAAUUACCUUCAGAAGUCACAUAAUUAGUUAAAUAAAGUCCACCUGUGUGCAAUCUAAGUGUCACAUGAUCUCAGUAUA
This is a messenger RNA of Salmo salar (Atlantic salmon), 3684 nucleotides long. Its product is annotated as integrin, beta 7. Gene Ontology annotation, molecular function: integrin binding. Gene Ontology annotation, biological process: cell adhesion mediated by integrin; cell-cell adhesion; cell-matrix adhesion. Gene Ontology annotation, cellular component: cell surface; focal adhesion; integrin complex. The record is from RefSeq and is a predicted model, not a curated record. NCBI's taxonomy places the organism in Eukaryota, Metazoa, Chordata, Actinopteri, Salmoniformes, Salmonidae.